AUGAAGUUGAUUCUAUUUAUUAUCAUUCAGAUACUUAAUGUAUUUGCCUUUAUUGCCAAACCUUUUCGAAUAGAAUAUAAGCAAUCACCGCCUAUUGGAAAUAUUAAGUCUUUUUAUCCAAAUAUUAGAAAUUCAAAUGAUAAUGACCACAAUGAUCCUAAAAUCAUUUCAACAGAUAAUAGCAAUCAUGAAAAUAAUGUCGCAGAUCAUGGAAAUGAACAAAAUCACGAAAAUCAAACAAUCAAUAACCCAAUUCCAGCAAACACACCAGCACCAGUUUAUACACCUACUCCAACUCCAAUAACAAAGCCUACAAGAACACCAAAACCAGUUCCUACUCCUAAAUUAAAUAUUGAAGAACGUAUUCAGCACGCAGCAGCUCAAUUUUUAGCUGCAAAAGAAGAUUUAUCAAAUAAUAAGAUCAACAUACUUGCAUCAAUUAAGAAAAUUAAAGGAAAACUCACUCCACAAAGAAAAGCAAUUUUAUCCAAGAUAUCUCUUCUUGAUUAUCCUUUGGAAUAUAAAGCUACAUGUUCUCAAAUCAAAGGUUUAUGCUAUUGCAACAAAACAGGUUUUGAUAUACAAUUUGCUGAAAAGCAAAUUGUUAAACGGAUUGAUUUCGCACCAUUUUUGAGAUCACAAUGCUCACCAAUUAAUUUCACAGUAGAAGUAACUGCUGCUAAAGAAAAAUACUUUUUCAAUGCAAAACUUGAGCCAGAUGUUGAAGAUAUCCAACAAGUAGUUUUACCAUUUGCAAUAGAAUGCAAUAAAAUCUCAAUACACAAUGUCCAAACCGAUCCAAGAUCUAGUGAUGCUUGUUUCAGCAGCUUUGUUGUUCAGGGCCCGGUUUAUUAUCAAGCUAUUUGA
Molecule: messenger RNA, 867 nt
Organism: Trichomonas vaginalis G3
Lineage: Eukaryota; Parabasalia; Trichomonadida; Trichomonadidae
Exons: 1
Coding region: 1-867 (288 amino acids)
Source: RefSeq, a predicted model, not a curated record